Messenger RNA from Dicrocoelium dendriticum, 3102 nucleotides. The record is from the annotation of a GenBank genome assembly. NCBI's taxonomy places the organism in Eukaryota, Metazoa, Platyhelminthes, Trematoda, Plagiorchiida, Dicrocoeliidae.
GUAUGCGAUGAAGUGUUUGGACAAAAAGCGGAUCAAAAUGAAAGGCGGUGAGACCCUUGCCCUCAACGAACGGAUAAUGCUCUCAUUGGUCAGCACUGGGGAUGGUUGUCCGUUCAUUGUGUGCAUGACCUAUGCGUUUCAAACCCCGGAGAAGUUGUGCUUCAUACUGGAUCUCAUGAAUGGUGGCGAUCUGCACUAUCAUCUCACGCAGCACAACAUAUUUUCCGAGUCAGAGGUUCGCUUUUACGCCGCCGAGGUGAUCCUUGGCUUGGAACACAUGCACAAUCGAUACGUUGUCUACAGGGAUUUAAAGCCGGCCAACAUCCUACUGGACGAGUAUGGUCAUGUAAGAAUAAGCGACCUUGGUCUUGCUUGUGAUUUCUCCCGACGGAAGCCGCAUGCCAGCGUAGGGACGCACGGAUAUAUGGCUCCUGAAGUAUUACAAAAAGGUUGCCCCUAUGACUCUUCAGCGGACUGGUUUUCCCUCGGAUGUAUGCUGUACAAACUUCUACGGGGUCACAGCCCAUUUCGACACCACAAAACGAAAGACAAGCAUGAAAUCGAUCGCAUGACUAUGACAAUGAAUCUCGACUUCCCCGACAGCAUGUCUGCGGAUAUGAGAAGUUUGCUCGAAGGCCUGCUUGCUCGUGACGUGGACUGUCGCUUGGGUUGUAUGGGCAGAGGAUCCUUGGAAUUAAGAGAGCAUCCGUUUUUCAAAGGUGUGGACUGGCAUCAGGUUUAUUCGCAAAAGUAUCCCCCUCCUCUCAUACCUCCUCGCGGUGAGGUGAAUGCGGCUGACGCAUUUGAUAUCGGCUCAUUCGAUGAAGAAGAUACCAAAGGGAUUAAGCUUACCGAAUCCGAUCAGGCCCUCUACCAGAACUUCUCGCUCGUGGUGUCUGAGCGGUGGCAACUGGAGAUAGCAGAGACCGUCUUUGAUGUAGUGAACCAAGAAGCCGACAAGCUGGAUGCCAAGCGAGCUCGAGCCAGACAGCGUUCUAACCAAAUAGCUGAUGAAUUGGGCCCGGCCACGUGUUCCAUCGGCCCUGUGAAUGCAUAUAAUGCACCUUGCUCGACAAACUUCGGGUCAUCUGGAGGUGGCCUCGGCAACAUUCCCGUCAGUUCCUCCGGUUCCACUAGUACAGCGGGUGCGGAACUCCUGAGUACCGAUGGAUUCACAUCCGACUGCAUUGUGGAGGGUGAAGUUCUGAAACUCGGUGGCCCCUUCCUACAGACCUGGCAACGGAAGCACUUACGGUUGUUCCCCAAUCGGCUGGAGUUAUACAACAAGUCCAGAGAUGGACUUGUCCUGAAAAAAGGAGUGGACUUAAUUUCGAUGAUGGACAUCAAGGAGAUUUCUCCCGCCUUUUGCCGAGUGUGCAAAAUGGACAACUGCAUCUCCAUCAAGUUGAAGAACGAUAAUCGCUUGUACAUUACCUCCAACGACAAGGUUUUGAUCACUCAAUGGAAGGAGGAGAUUAUCGAGGGUUAUCGAUUAUCCUGCGAAAUAAUGUCCCAUAUGAACCGAAAAGCUCACAAAAUGUACGGCAUCAUCGAUCCAAUGGCAAGCAGCACGGACGGAGGUCCAGCAACCACAAUACCGAACUCAAUCGCCUCGGUCACCUUAACCGGUUCACUGGGGAGGAGCAGCCCUGUGACACUACGAGGCCAUGUAACUGAUCGGACCGAUCUCAAAUCCCAUUCUCCUCCUCAGCCGCUAACAAACCCCAGUCGCCCGCGUCUCAAUCAUCAGACAUCUAUGCCCGUCUCGUGUGGGAACACUGGCAACUCUCAUGCCUCUUUCAGCGCAGCCCUUAGUCCCGGAACCAGUGAGCAGACAGUUUAUAUGUCGGGCAUUAGUGGUCCGUCUCCGUUGUCCCAAACCAGCCGGGGCGUAAUCGAGCCGGAAGAACGUGCCACUUCUGCCGGUUUGUCCAGUUCCUCGACCAAGCAAGUAUCAAACGAGUGAUUUUAACUUCCCAUUAGUUUGGUCUAUUCUUGUAGACGUUAACCAUCUCAAAGGCAACGUUAUGCUGCAUUUUGCGAACCAUUUGAUUUGGCUGUUUUCUUGUGUGUGCUGUGUGGCGUGGGCAUUUGACUAUUUGCCACUCCGCCUUGUGUGUGUGGCCUACUCGACACGAAACGCAACAUCCCUCACACCACGAUAGCCACUUCGUUGUUUUGGUCAAACGCCACAGCCUCCACUCAUACAGCCUGAGUUUGCACCGGCAAAAGCCUUCCCGUGAUGAUUGUACAGCAAAUUACCACACGCCCACGUGACAUCAUAUUGUCGGAAACUAGAGUUGAUCACUCUAUCUUCUAUCCAGGCUUUAUUUUUCGCUGAUAUCAUCUGUUUCAUGUAUUGAUCACCCGUUUUUAUCGAUUUCUUUUAUCUCUUCUGUAUUUCACUUGCGUUGGUUGUUGCCCUCUUCCUUUCUUUGUUUCAUCACGCAGUUGUGAUAGUACCCAUUGCUGUUGCCAUCAUGAGCGAUGCAUUUGCGUCCAACAUUACUUGCAUUUAUUUCCCUGCCAUCUUGUAUGCUGUGGUCUUGCGAAUCUACCGUGGUAUAAUUCUUUCUUGCGAGAAGCGUUCUCUCGCUCACCACGUGUAUCUUCGACUUUUCCUCCUUUUCCCCAACUUCCUGCUCGGUGUACAUACGAUUGAUUGAAGUCUCUUUCUGACACAACACACUGCAGCUUGUUUCUUCCCUCUCUCUCUCUAGACCUCUGCCGUCUAACAUAGUUUUCUCACUUUGUGUGUAUAGAGUUUUUUUGUUUUCCUACCAGCUACUUUCACACUAUCUUCCUGUCAAGACUCAAGGUCAUACGCACCUCGGUUCGACACUGUCGGAAACAUGUCGUACAUAUUUUCCGUCUUAUUUCGAUCACGUGAUUCUCACUCCUCGUUGAACUUAUCGUGUAUUUCGGCUGUUCUCCUGACUUCAUCAUGCAUUUGGCCUGAGUGAUGCACACAUUUUUUCUCAACUCCCCUCGUGUGUUUCGUGAUUAUGACUCACCGGUCCUCUUAUUUCAAUCAUUUUCUUGCGCCACACGCACAUAUUCAAUCCUUGUGGUGGCUUUGAAAUAUAAACUAAUUUGUACCUG